Tuber aestivum (summer truffle) is the source of this 3152-nucleotide messenger RNA. NCBI's taxonomy places the organism in Eukaryota, Fungi, Ascomycota, Pezizomycetes, Pezizales, Tuberaceae. The record is from the annotation of a GenBank genome assembly.
GGUAAAAACGAGGUAAGUAAAAAUAACAAUUGAACGAUGAUACGACACUGUUGGAUUGAAACCAAACAAUAGACACAAUGGAAUUAGAAUGAAGCUCCCGAUCCCAGGGUUUCGCGGUUUAUUUUCCAGAGCCCAAUUAACAGUGCGAGCCCCGUACUGGUGUCAUAACGGGUUGUGGACCAGAAUUGAAAUCUGUCCGGUGCUUGAACUAGAAAUCUCGUUCCGGGACAUCCAGGGCUUGCCAAGGCUCGCGGAAAAGGGGCUACGGUAUUUGCAGGGCCAUACAAUUUCACCGACUCUCAACACGCAUCUUCAGCUUCCUCAACACCACAACAGUCUUUGUCCAGCUUCUUUUCCUCAGGCUUCAUCUUUUGCCUACAUCUCUCAAUCCCCCUCCCCCUCCCCCUCCCCAACACCACCAUCAUCAACUGGCAACACUCCGCCCUCUCGCUAUCGUACACUCCUCCUGCCUUGCAUCUUCGUACCAUACCCGACCGAUCCCAUUACACUACAACAAUGUCGUCUCCUCUCAGCGCUGUAAGUAACCCUGAACCUUCACCACACCACCGCCAUUGACCGUCCUGCCACACCCUCCCACACCCUCCCGCUCCCUCUCACCCUUCCCACACACCCUGCUCGCUCUCAUUCACUACCCAUCCCUUAACUUCAUCUCUCUCCUCUCCCUUGAGCUGCCUCUGCGGCGUUCAAGCCCAACUUCCUCCCCCCCCCCCCAAACCGCAUUUAUUCUCACCCCUUAUCACACGUCGAAACGCCGUCGUUGGGCCAAGCUUCUAACAAUGCCUCCACAGAUCCGCAGAAAGAAGAAUGUCAAGAAGGGAAUCCAAUUUUGUUUGAUGGUGUGCGGUGCCUCUGGUACUGGUAGGCUUCAAACACUUCCUUGUCAUCUAUAUAUCGCUAAGUUCCCGAUACUGAUUCGUAUUAUCCGGUAAUCCUCAGGUCGUACUACCUUUGUCAACACCCUUUGCGGCAAAAAGGUGCUGCAGAGCAAAGACUCUGACGAUUCCGCCAAUGCACAUGUUGAGGAAGGUGUCCGAAUCAAGCCGGCCACGGUCGGUACGUGCCUCCAGGGGAAAUUGGUCAAUCGCAUCCUCGUAAAUAAUUGCUUAUUGACAUAUCAACUACAGAACUUGACGAGGAGGGAACGCGCAUAUCCCUUACUAUCGUCGACACCCCUGGUUUCGGUGACCAGAUUGAUAAUGAGGCAAGGUGAGUUUAAGGCUGCAAUUACGAGGCUCAAUGAUUUCGUCAUGAAAAGUGCUGACGGUCUGCGGGGCAGUUUCGGUGAAAUUUCUGGAUACCUGGAACGUCAGUACGAUGAUAUUCUUGCCGAGGAGUCGCGUAUCAAGCGUAAUCCCCGAUUCCGUGACAAUCGUGUCCACGCUCUUCUUUACUUUAUCACCCCUACCGGUCAUGGGUGAGCAUUUAGCAUUUCCGAUUGGUCCCGAAUGCAGCAUUGACUAACAAUCGCCUUAGUCUACGCGAAUUGGACAUUGAACUGAUGAAGCGUCUCUCCCCUCGUGUAAAUGUCAUUCCUGUAAUUGGCAAGGCUGAUUCUUUGACACCUGUCGAAUUGGCUGAGUCCAAGAAGCUCGUCAUGGAGGAUAUUGAGCAUUAUCGCAUCCCUGUCUAUAACUUUCCUUACGAUGUUGAGGAGGAUGAUGAGGAUACCGUUGAGGAAAAUGCUGAGCUCCGCGGAUUGAUGCCCUUUGCGAUUGUUGGGAGUGAGGAGGUUGUAGAGGUUAACGGGCGCAAAGUUCGUGCUAGGCAAUAUCCAUGGGGUGUCGUUGAGGGUUUGUGCUGUCCUUCCAGAGUUACAGACCAAAUAUGGGAAGCGCGGGGCUAACCGCCACCAAACCGUUUAGUCGAUAACCCAAGACACUCCGACUUCCUUGCUAUCAGGUCUGCGCUAUUGCACUCUCACCUAGCAGAUCUGAAGGAAAUUACCCAUGACUUCUUGUAUGAGAACUACCGAACAGAGAAACUUUCCAAGUCUGCUGAGGGUGGUGCUACUGCGUAUGUUCCCUGCACUUCAGAUAUGACCUGAGCACCACUAACAUGUCGAUUCCGUAGUUCUAUGAGCCCCGAGGACCUUGCCUCUCAAUCGGUCCGACUCAAGGAGGAGCAGCUCAGACGUGAGGAGGAGAAGCUCCGGGAAAUCGAAUCAAAGGUUCAACGAGAGAUCAACGAGAAGAGGCAAGAACUUCUUGCUCGUGAAUCGCAGCUCAGAGAGAUGUAUGCAUAAUCUAACCCUUGAUUCCCAUCUUCAAGCUCAUAACUGACAAUGAUUAGUGAGGCCCGGAUGACUCGUGAACACAGCCAGCCUACAUUGGAUGAGAAAUCGAAUGGGGAUCUGUAGUGGGCUUUAGCUCCCUAACCUGGCUCAACAAAUUUGGUUUUAUUUGUGUAUUGCGAUAUCCUUUCUUUUGCUCAAAGUGAGAUUGUGCGUGAUCGGGAUAUCUGUGCCGGCUCUAUGCGGGGGGAGUUUGAUUAGGCAGUAGGAUGGGGUGGCAUCAGCAAGCAUAUAUAUGCAGGUGCUCCUGGAACAAGGGUCAUUUUGUAGCGUUUUUUUUUUUUGAACCGGAGAAUGUGUUGUUAAAGUGUGCGCCAACGUCUUUUGAGGGCACCGGUGGUUCGCCUAUCUACCGUCGAUCCAAAAUUUUCUCUCCUUUGUCAUCCUUUAAUGUUCUUUUUUAUUUUUUCUCCCCGUGCCUACAACAACCUUACCUAAUUUCCUCUUUCCUCCUGUAGUACUUUAACUAUUCGUGUUCUUCCAAUGCCUAGGCACAUUUUCAUUUUUUAUCGCACCAAAAAAACAUACGCCACCCACUUUCCUAUCUCUAUGUAUCUCUCUAUCUCUAUCUCUCCAAUCUCACACUCUCUCACUCGUGUACUGCUGCUGCUCUCAUACUGGUCAACUUGAGAACAGGGAAAGGUUUCCCCUUUUUCCCCGUGGGAUGUGAACGUGGCCAGAUAAACUACAGUACAAGUACAGCGCCGGUGGUCUAGUUGUUCAUUCAAAAACACUAUAAUUCUGUCUUGUCAUUGGUUCCCGUAAUUACCGGUAUCAUGUGUUUCCUCCCGCUAUACCAGUACCUCCGCAAGUACUGUACUCGAGUACGAGUAGAAUGCCC